UCCAUUCCAAUGGAGAUGAAAUAUAAUUUGACCAAAGAUAAAGGGGUUUAAAUGACAAAAACAGUAGCAGAUGUGCUUAAAUUGUGAAGUCACAUUUGUUUGAUGGCUUAAAUGCAUUAAUUGUUAUUAUCAUUUUGUACCCGAAAGAAACGAAAAACUCCAAAAGGACCUUCAAACUUCAACGCACGCCGUUUCUAGGGCACAUUCAGAGUCGAGUUUAGUCAACGAGAAAAUCUGCGACUGUGGAGUGUGGAGUUGAUGCAAUUACACGAUUGUGAAAAUGGAGCAUUCAUUAUGGGGAAAUCUACCGUUGUUGGUGAGAGCGAAUUCGAAGGAAUCCGUGGAGUUCAUACUCCAAACCCUAUGGAGAACUCGCAAAAUUGGACUUGAUUCAACCGAUCGCGAUGUCAUCCGUGAUAUGCUUCAACUUCAAAAUGAUGCCGACCUCGAUCCUCUUUUGGUAUGCCUACGCAUGUUGAUUCGUAGAUGUGUCUAUGAGAACAACAAUAAGGAUGAAAUACAGAAAUUAUUCCCUGAAGAAGUCUUGCCUGAGAUACAGAGAUUAUUGACACUUCUCCUACAAAAGUUCCAUAAGGAGUGGAGAGAAGAUAUAGCGAAAGAUCAGCUUCAGAGCAACACAGAGCCAAAUUCAGGAGAAACAGAUGUCAACUUUCAGUUGUCUAAAGAUAGACUAGAGACGAUGUUGAAGUCUAUGUAUUCUAUGAGUGAUCAACAAUGAAGGCCUAACAAUGUGAGUUUUGGGAUGUGGCCCCUCCUGAUUGGCUGAUCCAAUGUUCGUUUGCCAAGAAGCUGAUCCGUGAGAGAUAGAGAAUCAAUCAUCGACAUUCGCAAUCGCUAGUCGCUAAUCGCCAAUCGAAGUUGUCGACUCUGCCAAAUCGAAGUUGUCGUUGCCUGCUGGCUGUUGCGGUGCUACUACCUGCUGUUGUUCUGCAUGAUUGCAUAGCUGCAAUCCAAUCCUCACCGUAAUUUCUUCGCUAAUCAGUAAUCAUGUAUGUUUUCAGCUUUCAAUUCGACUGCUGUUCUUGACUUCUUUCCCGUUUUCAUCCUUUCAGGGAUUCAGAAUUCUCUCUUUUAUAAUUUCUAAUGUUGCACUUGUUUAGUUGUUGGAUACUUGUAAUUAGAAUUUAGAAAGUUGGAAUUGUUCAGGACUUUAGGAGCCCGUUUUGUUGCUUUUGUCUAGAAUGAACUUAUGAACUGAUAUGAAGAUAUCCUCUAUAUUUGAUUGUUGUUGGAAUUUUAGGAAUCAACUAAUUAC
Molecule: messenger RNA, 1276 nt
Organism: Lactuca sativa (garden lettuce)
Lineage: Eukaryota; Viridiplantae; Streptophyta; Magnoliopsida; Asterales; Asteraceae
Source: RefSeq, a predicted model, not a curated record